Messenger RNA from Blastocystis hominis, 2092 nucleotides. RefSeq lists its product as hypothetical. The coding region runs from base 1 to 2073 and encodes 690 amino acids. The record is from RefSeq and is a predicted model, not a curated record. Gene Ontology annotation, cellular component: nucleolus. The transcript is spliced from 3 exons. Gene Ontology annotation, biological process: rRNA base methylation; maturation of LSU-rRNA. Gene Ontology annotation, molecular function: RNA binding; rRNA (cytosine-C5-)-methyltransferase activity. NCBI's taxonomy places the organism in Eukaryota, Bigyra, Opalinata, Blastocystidae.
AUGCACUCCGAAGACGCAGACCUCUUAAACAGUGAUGUUGAGGAGCAUAAUGAGUCAGACGUGCCUUAUCGUGAGAGUUCUGUAACUGUCAUCGUAAGUGAUGACACUGAAGAGGAAGGCGGAAAGGAAGUGGCCACCUCAAAGCCAAAGUCGUUUUCCGAUAAGGACAACAAAUGGCUCAAGUUAAAGGAAGAAGGAGACAGUGACAUGAUGGAGGAGGAAGAGCUGAGCGAUGAGGAGGAGCAGAACGAUUUCGAGAAAAAGGCCCUGGAAGAGGAGCAGAACGAAGAGUUAGUUAAAAAAGAAGCUAAAGAAAACCUCGAAGAGGAUUUAAAUAGAGAAGAGCAUAUGGCCGUCGAUAUGAAGACCGACGAGGCAUUCCACGACUUAGAUGAGAUGAAAGAGCGUAUCCAGGACAUUGUAACGAUCCUUGCCGACUUCCGUCGUCGUCGCGACCCCAAUGUGAGUCGUGAGGAGUAUAUGGACCGUCUGCGUAGCUACUGCGCUCGUUUCUACGGCUACAACCCGAAUCUAGUGGAGUACUUCUUCUACAUGUUCAGUCCCCAAGAGUGCGUGGAAUGGUUCGACGCCAACGAGAGCGAUCGUCCGCUCGUCAUCCGUACCAACACGCUCAAAACGCGCCGUCGCGACCUGGCGCAAGUCCUCAUCAAUCGUGGCAUCAAUCUGGAUCCUCUGGGCGAGUGGAGCCGCCUGGGUCUGAAGAUCUACGACACGCCGGUGCCAAUCGGAGCCACUCCCGAAUAUCUCGCUGGCCACUACAUGCUGCAGAGCGCGUCCUCCAUGCUCCCCGUCAUGGCGCUGAAUCCCCAGCCCAACGAGCGAAUUUUGGACAUGUGUGCGGCGCCUGGCGGCAAGACGACGCACAUCGCACAGCUGAUGAAGAACACGGGCGUGCUGGUGGCGAACGACCUGAAGAAGGAGCGAUUGAUCGCGACGGUGGCCAACCUGCAUCGUCUCGGCGUCACCAACACGAUCGUGACCAACUACCACGGCUGCAAGUUCCCCAAGGUGAUGGGCGGGUUCGACCGCGUGCUGCUGGAUGCGCCGUGCACCGGUCUGGGUGUGAUUAGUCGCGAUCCCUCGGUCAAGAUGAGCCGUACCGUGAAGGACAUGGUGCAGAACGCCUUCGUGCAGAAGCUGCUGAUCCUCGCGGCCAUUGACUCCAUCGAUGCCAACUCCAAAUCGGGCGGCGUGCUGGUCUAUUCGACGUGUUCCGUCUCCGUGUACGAGAACGAAGCGGUCGUGAACUACGCGUUGCGCAAACGUCAUGUGAAGCUCGUGGACACCGGAUUGACCUUCGGAACGCCCGGAUUCACCAGCUUCCGACAGUUCAAAUACCACCCAUCGAUGUCGAUGACGCGUCGGUACUAUCCGCACGUGCACAACAUGGAUGGCUUCUUUGUGGCGAAGCUGGUGAAGCUGAGCAACGAAAUCCCGAAGACCGAGGACGAGACGGAGGAGGAUCGGCAGUUGGAGCUGGCUCUCCGAGAGAACCGAGAGAAGAAGGUCGAGGGAGAGGGAGAAUUCGGAGAAACAGGGGAAACCGGAGAGACUGGAGAGACGGGAGAGACGGGAGAGACUGGAGAGUCGGGAGAAGGGGAAGAAAAGGAAGUGAAGAAGGCAAAGAAAGCGCAGCCGAGGAAGAAAGCGCAGCCGAAGAAGAAACAACCGAAGAAGGCCGCGGAGAAGCCAAAGAAGUUUGUAAAGAAGGCCACGGAGAAGCCGAAGAAGGAGGAGGAGGAGAAAGAAGAGAGCAAGCCACAGAAGAAGGAGGAGAGCAAGCCACAGAAGAAGGAGGAGAGCAAGCCACAGAAGAAGGAGGAGAGCAAGCCACAGAAGAAGAAGGAGAGCGUGGCGAAGAAAGUGAGACCUGAGAAGAAGGGAAAGCAGCAGGGAAAGCCGAGAAUGUUUGCAGCAGAUAAAAAGAAGGGCGAGGGAAAGGAAGGAGCGAAAUCGGCGGAGGAAGCGCAGGAAAGAAAGAGACAGAGGAAGGAGCUGCGCAAUCAGAAAGACGGGAAGAAGAAGAUUUACAUGAAGAAUCAGAAGAAGUAGUAGAAAUGAAUGUUCUCCA